AUGUCGUUCAUUCCCCGUCGAAUAUUCCCCAACUACAAUAUCCCCCUCUCCAACUUCAAGGGGCACCAUCAAAAGGCGUUGACCAAGUUUGGCCAUCUCGCCCCCCAAAUCGACUUGGUGCUUGAAGUCAGAGACAGCAGGGCCCCCAUAUCCACCACCAACGUGCUCUUUGACAGAGUGCUAGCCCAGAAACAGAAGAUCGUGUUGUACUCCAAGAAGGACUUAUCGGUGAUCAAAAAGGAUCUCCUUGAAAAGUGGCACCUGUCAACCCUUGAAGACUACAUGUUCAUCGAUAGCAGAAACAGAAAGGAUGCCAGACUGAUCAUCGAGUUAGUGUCGAAGAAGUACUACGAGAUGAGCCCUCCACCUCCGUUGGGGUUGCGUUUGAUGAUCAUCGGGAUGCCCAACGUGGGCAAAUCUACCCUAGUCAAUACCCUAAGAGAAGUAGGUUACGCUUCCGAAUUGAGAGGAAGCGUGUCCACCAAAAGGAGAAAAGUGGCCAGGACAGGAGGCCAGCCAGGAGUGACCAAGAACACCAGUGAGAUCAUUCGCUUGAGCAAAGAUCCAGACAUCUUGGUUCAUGAUACUCCUGGGGUAUUCUUGCCCACAGUAAAGGAUAGCGAGACAAUGUUGGCCCUUAGUUUGGUGGGGUGUGUUCACACCUCAUUCAUCGAUCCAGUGAUCCAGGCAGACUACUUACUCUAUCUCUUGAAUUUGCACGACGCAACGGGGUCCAAGUACUCGGAGUACAUGGACCAUCCCACCAAUCUGAUUGACGAACUAUUGUACAAUAUCGCAUCCAAGAGAGGCCAAUUGGGCCCUGAUGGCUCUUACGACGAGCUUGGAACCGCUUCCCAUUGGGUCAGUCUCUGGAAACAGGGAAAGCUGGCCAAAUAUAGAGGUUUGUUUGACUUGGGCACCAUCUUGGAGCUCAACGGAAGCGAGUUGAAAAAGCUAUUUGCAGAAGAGAGAGAAAGAGUGAAGUCGAUGGACGUGAGCACAAAGAUCACCGAUAGCUUGGGAGAAGACGGCACGGCAAGAUCAAAGAAAAGAAAAAGAACUGCCAAAGAUAGAGAAUAUGACUUGAAGAACCAGCUCUUCAAAAUUUAA
Molecule: messenger RNA, 1110 nt
Organism: Suhomyces tanzawaensis NRRL Y-17324
Lineage: Eukaryota; Fungi; Ascomycota; Pichiomycetes; Serinales; Debaryomycetaceae
Gene: MTG1
Product: putative GTPase
Exons: 1
Coding region: 1-1110 (369 amino acids)
Cellular component (GO): mitochondrion
Molecular function (GO): GTP binding; GTPase activity
Source: RefSeq, a predicted model, not a curated record